Molecule: messenger RNA, 2991 nt
Organism: Nelumbo nucifera (sacred lotus)
Lineage: Eukaryota; Viridiplantae; Streptophyta; Magnoliopsida; Proteales; Nelumbonaceae
Product: ATP-dependent zinc metalloprotease FTSH 10, mitochondrial-like
Biological process (GO): mitochondrial protein processing
Cellular component (GO): m-AAA complex; chloroplast thylakoid membrane
Molecular function (GO): zinc ion binding; ATP-dependent peptidase activity; metalloendopeptidase activity
Source: RefSeq, a predicted model, not a curated record
UUUCCGAUAUUUUUCCUUCCUCUUCCCCCUCCGUCCGUGGGACUGCUCGUUGUUUUUUUAACUAGACUGGACCAUCGUAUUUGCUCGUUUGAGAUGAAACUUGUCUGGAAGUCUGAUCUCUAAAUCAACAACCAUUGUAGUGUAUCUUUCUUGCGAAAUUAUCCAUAGAUUCAUGCUCCAAUCUAUAAAAGAAUGAUCUUUUCAAAGCUCAGACGCUCCCUGUCGCGGUCGGCAGGUUCAAGAAAUGGAUAUUUGGGUGCUUAUGGCAGAAGGUUUGCGCUUCUAAACGAUUCCCUUCUGCGAUCUCCGCCACAUAGAGACUCCUGCCUUGGGGGCGAGCACAGCAGAUUAGGGUCUCUGAGGGGGUACUUGGCUUCUUUUGGAGCUAACAAGGAAUUUGGUUCCAAAAGAAGCUCUUCUUUGGAUUUUAAUUUCCUUCUUGCGAACCCCAGAUUCCAUCGUUUUUUCUCCAAUGAAGUUCCAAAAAAGAAAAACUACGAGAACUUCUAUCCGAAGGAUAAAAAGGAAAUUCCCAAAGGGAACAAUCAAAAAACCGAGUCAAAAGAGGAGUCAAACACCGAAGAUCAGGGGAAUUUUCAGGAAAAUUUCAUGAAGCAAUUGCAGAAUUAUUUGACUCCUCUAAUUUUUAUUGCAUUGUUGCUUUCAUCCUUCUCUUUUGGUCCUCAUGACCAAAAGCAGAUUAGCUUCCAAGAAUUCAAAAACAAGCUUCUGGAACCUGGUCUAGUUGAUCAUAUUGUUGUUUCCAAUAAAUCAGUUGCAAAGGUUUAUGUCCGAAGGUCUCCACACACUUCCAGUCAAACCAAUGAAGAUGUUGUUCAGGGACCCGUUAAUAAUACUCCUGCUAGAGGAAAUGGAAGCCAAUAUAAAUAUUAUUUUAACAUUGGCAGUGUUGAAUCAUUUGAAGAGAAGUUGGAGGAAGCCCAGGAAGCAUUAGGGAUAGAUCCUCAUGAUUAUGUUCCUGUAACUUAUGUUUCUGAAAUGGUUUGGCAUCAAGAAUUGAUGAGGUUUUUGCCAACAGCUUUGGUUCUGGGAUCUCUUUUGUACAUGGGGCGAAGAAUGCAGGGUGGAUUUGGCAUUGGUGGCAGUGGUGGAAGGGGUAGCCGUGGCAUAUUUAAUAUUGGAAAAGCUCAUAUCACUAAGAUGGAUAAGAAUGCCAAAAAUAAGGUGUUCUUCAAGGAUGUUGCCGGCUGUGAUGAAGCAAAGCAAGAAAUCAUGGAGUUUGUGCACUUCCUCAAGAACCCUAAGAAAUAUGAGGAGUUGGGAGCUAAAAUUCCGAAAGGUGCUCUUCUUGUAGGCCCUCCUGGUACUGGGAAGACACUUCUUGCAAAAGCAACAGCUGGUGAAUCUGGUGUACCUUUUCUGUCUAUAUCUGGUUCAGACUUUAUGGAGAUGUUUGUUGGGGUUGGACCAUCCAGGGUAAGGAACUUGUUUGCAGAAGCCAGACAAUGUGCACCUAGUAUAAUUUUCAUUGAUGAGAUUGAUGCAAUUGGAAGAGCAAGGGGGCGAGGAGGCUUUUCAGGUGCAAAUGAUGAACGUGAAAGUACUCUUAACCAGUUGCUUGUAGAAAUGGAUGGAUUUGGAACUACUUCUGGAGUUGUUGUACUUGCUGGCACCAACAGACCUGACAUUUUAGACAAAGCACUGUUGAGACCUGGUCGGUUUGAUCGCCAAAUUACCAUUGAUAAACCGGACAUUAAAGGCCGUGAAGAGAUAUUUCAAAUUUAUCUUAAAAAACUCAAGCUUGACCACGAACCAUCAUAUUAUUCUGAGCGGCUUGCUGCUCUCACUCCUGGAUUUGCUGGAGCUGACAUUGCAAAUGUUUGUAAUGAAGCUGCUUUAAUUGCUGCAAGAAAUGAGGUAUCACAGAUUGCAAUGGAACAUUUUGAGGCAGCUAUAGAUAGGAUAAUAGGUGGUCUGGAGAAGAAAAACAAGGUUAUAAGCAAACUGGAGCGCCGGACUGUUGCUUACCAUGAAUCAGGCCAUGCUGUGGCAGGGUGGUUCUUGGAACAUGCAGAACCCUUGCUUAAAGUAACAAUCGUUCCACGUGGUACUGCAGCACUUGGGUUUGCUCAAUAUGUUCCAAAUGAAAACCUUUUAAUGACUAAAGAGCAGCUCUUUGACAUGACAUGCAUGACCCUAGGUGGCCGAGCAUCGGAGCAGGUUUUGUUAGGAAAGAUCUCGACAGGUGCCCAAAAUGACCUGGAGAAAGUAACCAAGAUGACCUAUGCCCAAGUAGCCGUCUAUGGUUUCAGUGACAAAGUAGGUCUCCUCUCUUUCCCGCAAAGGGAUGAUACAUUUGAGAUGACAAAGCCCUAUAGCAGCAAGAUGGGAGCGAUUAUUGACAAUGAGGUGAGAGAAUGGGUUGCCAAGGCUUAUGAACGUACAGUUCAAUUGAUAGAGGAGCAUAAGGAGCAAGUUGCUCAGAUUGCUGAGCUAUUACUUGAGAAGGAGGUCCUACACCAAGAGGACUUGGUUCGAGUACUGGGGGAACGUCCUUUCAAGUCAAUCGAGCCCACCAAUUAUGACAGAUUCAAACAAGGGUUCCAAGAAGAUGAGAAGAGUAGACAGACCACAGAGGUUGGGAGUGUGGAGGGUGACAGAUCAUCACCGCUUGAACCUGAUGUUGUCCCAACCUGAUAUUAAAAGAGGCUUUUCCUUGUAUAUGUGAAGGAUUUUUAUUUUUUCCAUGGUCUAUUUAGAUGAAUUAAUUGUAUAGAUUGUUAUAUGGAAAAUGCUAGUAUGUGGAACUUUAUUAUAUGAGAAUGAACUGACUACACAACUCCCACUGUAUUGGUAUGCAUUCCCCAUUAUGAUACCAGGUGCCAUGAAGUUAGAGGCUGAGGUUUCUCACUUGUCUUAUGAAAAGGCUUAUUUCCACAUACUUGUAUGACCAUUGUGUUACAAUGUUUCUUGAUGAAUCAUUCACAACGGUGGUAGUGUGAUUUUCAGUCCCCUUGAAUUGAUUACUAA